This is a messenger RNA of Scaptodrosophila lebanonensis, 849 nucleotides long. RefSeq lists its product as uncharacterized. The record is from RefSeq and is a predicted model, not a curated record. NCBI's taxonomy places the organism in Eukaryota, Metazoa, Arthropoda, Insecta, Diptera, Drosophilidae. The transcript has a single exon. The coding region runs from base 1 to 849 and encodes 282 amino acids.
AUGUUGAGCUCGGCGAGCGCGGAUUCAGUGUGUGAGUCACCGGAUGACGACAAUAUCGGCGUUUGUGUCUUUUGUUUGACAGCGACAAAGCGCGUUUGCCAGAAAUGUGCUGACUAUUAUUGUUCGGUGGAGUGCCAGCAUAGAGACUGGCCGCGUCACCGUUAUAUCUGUUUUCCGAUGCCCAACUUGGUGCCUCCCAAGUGUAGUGAAGCAGACGUGCAUUGGAGUGGCAUGUUGGGAUCAUGCACACCAGUUAACGAGCGAACCGAACGCGGUAACCAUGAAGUAUUGAUGCCAGAGCCGAAUAGUCGUGUCUGGAUUACAAAUUUCCGCAAGUCGGAUAUUGUACAUGUGCGUCAAACCAGCAAAUCUCUCGAUAAGAAAUACCAAGAGGUUUGCGAGCAAAUCAACGAAUGGGGCAAAACAGCACCACCAGCAAAAAAUUUGUAUAGCAAGCAAAUUGUAUUGAUGCAGUAUUUUGAUCGCUAUUAUCGCGUUGAAGUAAUAUACAGAAAUGGGGACACUGUGCUUGUAAUAUUUAUUGACUCCGGGAAAUUCUUCUGGACAACCUACAAUAGCUUGUUUGAGAUGCCGUUGGAAGGACACCAACUCCCAUUUUUUUGUACACAAGCGCAACUGAUGAAUGUGCCAUAUUUUAGUGGAAACUUGCAAAUCACUGAAUUUCUGAGGAUGUGUCAGAAACAUGAAUACAUCAUUACCUAUCUGGACGGUGAACAAUCUGUGGAGUUGCUGUAUGCAGAGACGGGAAAGUCAUUGAACUCUGAAAUAAAUGAAGUAUUCUGUGACUUCCCAACUAUCCAUCGAACGACAGCACUAUCCUCAGACUAA